AUGUCGUCCUCGGUGUCUUGCGCGCAACACCAUCAACACCAACAAUUGUCGUUCAGAGGCCGCGUCGGGAAGACCUCUUCGUCUGCCUCGUCGUCGUGCUCGACUUCUUUUUCUUCUUUGUCCAGAGGAGGAAGAAAAGCGACUUUAAAGUGCUUCGCCGGAGAAGGAGCGAUUUCAAAACCGUGGGACAUCCAGAAGCCCUGUAAGUUGGUUUUGGAAGACGGGUCGGUGUGGCAAGGGAAAGCGUUCGGGGCGGACGGGACGAAAGUUGGAGAGGUUGUGUUUAACACCUCUCUGUCCGGAUACCAAGAAAUCUUGACCGACCCGUCCUACGCCGGUCAGUUUGUGUUGUUCACGUGCCCGCACAUCGGGAACGUCGGCAUCAACCCGCUCGACAUGGAAUCGACGAAAGUGCACAUGGGCGCUACUUUGGUCAGACACGAGGCCUUGAACGUAUCGAACUACCGCUCGACGCAAACGUUGGACUCGUACUUGAAAGAGCAAGGCGUUAUCGGGAUUUCCGAUAUCGAUACGCGCGCGAUCACGGUGAGAUUACGCGAGAAAGGAUCGUUGAAUGGCGUGGUCACGACGGAUAUGAGCAUCUCGGACGACGAGUUGUUGAAAAUGUCCAAAGGCUACGAUAUCGUCGGUAAGGACUUAAUCGGUGAAGUGUGCGUGAAAGAACCGUACAAAUGGGUCGAUCCAACCGCGAGCGAGUGGGAAUUCGCGGAAAAGGCGAAGAGCAACAAGGACAAGUUCAACGUCGUUUGCUUUGAUUUCGGCAUCAAGAAUAACAUCAUGCGCCGAUUGGCCUCGUUUGGUUGCGAUUUGACCGUCGUGCCGGCAAACUACUCCGCCGAAGACGUCAUGAAGUUGAACCCGGACGGGAUAUUGUUUUCCAACGGACCUGGAGAUCCUUCCGCUGCCCCGUACGCGGUUGAAAACUGCAAGAAGUUACUCGGCAAAGUCCCGGUGUUUGGCAUUUGCAUGGGACAUCAAGUUUUGGGACAAGCCUUUGGCGGCAAAACGUUCAAGAUGAAGUUUGGACACCACGGAGGUAAUCACCCGGUGAGAAAUGAAUUCACCCAAGCGGUUGAGAUUUCCGCGCAAAACCAUAACUUUGCCGUGGAUUUGAACUCGUUGCCGAAAGAGGUGAAAGUUUCGCACUUGAACUUGAACGACGGCACGUGCGCCGGCAUGGUUUGGGAAGAAAAGAUGGCCAUGACCAUUCAAUAUCACCCGGAAGCGAGUCCUGGACCGCACGAUUCCGAUAACUGCUUCGCCCAAUUCGUGGAUAUGAUUAGAGCAAACAAAGGCAUGGCUGUUUCGCGAUAA
Bathycoccus prasinos is the source of this 1335-nucleotide messenger RNA. Its product is annotated as carbamoyl-phosphate synthase, small subunit. Gene Ontology annotation, biological process: L-glutamine metabolic process; 'de novo' pyrimidine nucleobase biosynthetic process; L-arginine biosynthetic process. Gene Ontology annotation, molecular function: carbamoyl-phosphate synthase (glutamine-hydrolyzing) activity. The transcript is spliced from 2 exons. The record is from RefSeq and is a predicted model, not a curated record. Gene Ontology annotation, cellular component: carbamoyl-phosphate synthase complex; cytoplasm. Bases 1 to 1335 code for a protein of 444 amino acids. NCBI's taxonomy places the organism in Eukaryota, Viridiplantae, Chlorophyta, Mamiellophyceae, Mamiellales, Bathycoccaceae.